AUUUUGGGGGGAGCCAGCGAGACAGCUCCUUUUGGGGCGCGCUGGUUGGGUUAACGGCAUGGAGAACAGUCACCCCCCCCACCACCACCACCAGCAGCCCCCGCCGCAGCCCGGCCCUUCGGGCGAGAGGAGGAACCACCACUGGAGAAGUUACAAGUUGAUGAUUGACCCGGCUCUGAAAAAGGGGCAUCAUAAACUAUACCGCUACGAUGGGCAGCAUUUCAGCUUGGCGAUGUCCAGCAACCGCCCGGUGGAAAUUGUUGAAGAUCCCCGGGUCGUUGGGAUCUGGACCAAAAACAAGGAGCUGGAGCUGUCGGUGCCCAAAUUCAAAAUCGAUGAGUUCUACGUGGGCCCGGUGCCUCCGAAGCAGGUGACAUUUGCCAAGCUGAAUGAUAACAUCCGCGAAAACUUCCUGAGGGACAUGUGCAAGAAGUAUGGGGAGGUGGAGGAGGUGGAGAUUUUGUACAACCCUAAGACCAAGAAGCACCUGGGCAUUGCCAAGGUGGUCUUUGCCACGGUCAGGGGAGCGAAGGAGGCCGUUCAGCACUUGCAUAGCACUUCGGUGAUGGGCAACAUUAUCCACGUGGAGCUGGACACCAAAGGGGAAACCCGCAUGCGGUUCUAUGAACUGUUGGUCACAGGCCGAUACACCCCUCAGACUCUCCCAGUAGGCGAGCUGGAUGCCAUCUCUCCAAUUGUGAACGAGACUCUGCAGCUGUCAGAUGCCCUGAAACGCCUCAAGGAUGGUGGUCUGUCUGCAGGCUGUGGCUCUGGCUCCUCCUCUGUCACGCCCAAUAGUGGUGGGACACCCUUCUCCCAGGACACUGCUUAUUCCAGCUGCCGUCUGGACACACCCAACUCCUAUGGACAGGGCACCCCACUCACGCCACGCCUAGGCACCCCCUUCUCACAGGACUCUAGCUACUCCAGCCGCCAGCCCACACCCUCCUACCUCUUCAGCCAGGACCCCACAGCAACUUUCAAGACCCGACGGCAUGAAAGCAAGUUCACGGAUGCCUACAACCGUCGCCAUGAACAUCAUUAUGUCCACAAUUCUCCGGCAGUCACUGCAGUGGCUGGGGCCACGGCUGCCUUCCGGGGCUCCACAGACCUCCCCUUUGGGGCAGUCAGCAGCAGUGGGGGCAGCAGUGGCCCUCCCUUCAAAGCCCAACCACAGGAUCCGGCCACGUUUGCCCACACUCCACCACCUGUGCAAGCUACCCCCACGCCUGGGUUCAAGUCGGCUUUCUCUCCAUAUCAGACCCCAGCGCCCCCCUUUGCCCUGCCUCCCGAGGAGCCCACUGCCACAGCCACCUUUGGGACCCGUGACAGUGGGGAGUUCCGGAGGGCACCUGCACCCCCACCCCUGCCGCCUACUGAGCCUCUGGCCAAGGAGAAGCCAGGCACACCACCUGGCCCACCACCCCCUGACACCAACAGCAUGGAGCUGGGUGGCCGGCCAACCUUUGGCUGGAGUCCUGAACCCUGUGACAGCCCAGGCACACCCACACUGGAGUCGUCACCUGCAGGGCCAGAGAAGCCCCACGACAGCCUGGACUCUCGCAUUGAGAUGCUGCUGAAGGAGCAGCGCACCAAGCUGCCCUUCCUACGAGAGCAGGACUCGGACACUGAGCUGCAGAUGGAGGGCAGCCCCAUCUCCUCCUCUUCCUCCCAGCUUUCCCCACUGGCCCCCUUUGGCACCAACUCCCAGCUGGGUUUCAGAGGCCCCUCACCCCCGUCCUCGCGCCACUCCAGCACUGGCCUGGAGGACAUCAGCCCUACACCACUGCCUGACUCCGAUGAGGAUGAUGAGCUUGACCUGGGCCUCGGGCCUCGGCCUCCACCUGAGCCAGGCCCUCCGGACCCUACUGGUUUUCUGGGCCAGACCGCUGAAGUGGCCUUGGACCUAUCCGGAGACAGGACCCCAAUCUCAGAGAAGAUGGAUGAGGGCCAUCAGUCCUCGGGUGAGGACAUGGAGAUCUCCGAUGAUGAGAUGCCCUCAGCCCCCAUCACCAGCGCUGACUGCCCCAAGCCCAUGGUGGUGACCCCAGGCUCGGCAGCUGUGGCAGCCCCUUCUGUGCUGGCCCCAACCCUGCCGCUGCCCCCACCACCUGGCUUCCCACCACUACCCCCCCCCACCCCCCACCCCCCCCCACCACUACCCCCACCCCCCCCCCCACCACCACCCCCACCACCUCCAGCCCACCCCUCUGUGACAGUGCCCCCACCACCCCUGCCGGGACCACCAGGUGUCCCACCUCCACCCAUCCUGCCACCGUUACCUCCCUUCCCGCCAGGGCUAUUUCCCGUAAUGCAGGUAGACAUGAGCCAUGUGCUGGGUGGCCAGUGGGGCAGCAUGCCCAUGUCCUUCCAGAUGCAAACACAGAUGCUGAGCCGUCUGAUGACAGGCCAGGGCGCUUGCCCUUACCCACCCUUCAUGGCUGCUGCUGCUGCUGCUGCCUCAGCAGGGCUUCAGUUUGUUAACCUGCCACCCUACCGGGGUCCCUUUUCCCUGAAUAAUAGUGGUCCAGGCCGCGGGCAGCACUGGCCACCCCUGCCCAAGUUUGACCCAUCAGUACCACCACCAGGAUAUAUGCCCCGUCAGGAGGACCCACACAAGGCCACAGUGGAUGGUGUCCUGCUGGUGGUACUCAAAGAGCUCAAGGCCAUCAUGAAGCGUGACCUGAACCGCAAGAUGGUAGAAGUGGUGGCCUUCCGGGCCUUUGACGAGUGGUGGGACAAGAAGGAGCGGAUGGCCAAGGCUUCGCUGACCCCUGUGAAGUCAGGCGAGCACAAGGAUGAGGACAGGCCAAAGCCCAAGGACCGAAUUGCCUCAUGCCUUUUGGAAUCAUGGGGCAAAGGUGAGGGCCUGGGCUAUGAGGGCCUAGGUCUGGGCAUUGGGCUGCGUGGGGCCAUUCGCCUGCCCUCCUUCAAGGUCAAGAGGAAAGAGCCACCUGACACAGCCUCAUCUGGUGACCAGAAGCGGCUGAGGCCUUCAACCUCCGUGGAUGAGGAAGAUGAAGAGUCAGAGCGGGAGCGGGACCGGGAUGUGGCAGAUGCCCCCUGCGAGCUGGCCAAACGGGACCCCAAAGGUGUGGGAGUGCGGCGACGACCAGCACGGCCCCUGGAGCUGGACAGUGGUGGGGAGGAGGACGAAAAAGAAUCCUUGUCAGUAUCCUCGUCCUCAUCAGCGUCUUCCUCAUCGGGGUCCUCCACCACCUCACCCUCAUCCUCGACCUCUGACAAGGAGGAGGAGCGGGAAAGCACAGAGGAGGAAGAGGAGGAGGAAGCUGAAGAAGAAGAGGAAGAGGAGGAAGACGGCCCCAGGAGCCAAGUCUCCUCCUCCUCAACCUCAUCCACAUCAGAUAAGGAUGAAGAUGAUGAGGACAGUGAUAACCAGGAUGAGUCUGAGAAUGAUGAUGAAGACACAGCCCUGUCAGAAGCGAGUGAAAAGGAAGAUGGGGACUCAGAUGGAGAGACUGUGAGCAUUGCAACCUGCAAGGCUGAAGCUGCAUCCUCUAGCGAGAGUUCUGAGUCUUCCGAGUUUGAAUCAAGCUCUGAGUCCUCCUCUGAGUCCUCAGAGGAUGAAGAGGAGGUGGUGGCAAGGGAGGAGGAGGAGGAAGAGGAGGAAGAGGAGGAGGCUAUGGUGAUGGCUAAUGAGAGUGCAGCUCCUGCAGCCCCUGAGGACUUUGAGGAGGAUGGGAAGGAAACAUCUCUGGCCCCAGUGGUACCUCCCAGGAUGGACUCGCUGGGCAUGGAACAGGAGUUGGACAUUGAGGCUGAGGCCCCCAAGGAGCUGACCCCCACGCUGGAGGAGCACCCCUUGCCUGUGGAUGUUGAAGAGCCUGCAGGCUGCAAGGAGCCCCCUGAGGAGCCAGGCCUGAACCAGGAAGGGGCUGUGAUGUUGUCCCCAGAGCCCCCUGCCAGGGAGGUGGAGGCCCGGCCCCCAUCACCCUCUGAGCAAGCUCCAGAGGAUGACCUGGAACCAGAGCCUGAGCCUCCUACAAUGCUCCCGUUGCCACUACAGCCACCAUUGCCACCCCCCCGGCCUCCCCGGCCACCUAGCCCACCGCCAGAGCCUGAGAUCGUAGAGCCCCCUCACACAUCCGUCCCUCUGGAACCUCCUGCUGAGGACCAGCCCCCACGUACUCCAGGCCUCUGUGGCAGCUUGGCCAAGUCCCAGAGCACAGAGACGGUGCCGGCCACGCCAGGUGGAGAGCCCCCACUAUCGGGAGGCAGCAGUGGCCUGUCACUGAGCUCCCCACAGGUGCCUGGUAGCCCCUUCUCCUACCCUGCCCAGUCCCCUGGCUUCAGCAGCGGGGGCCUCCCACGGACACCUGGCCGGGACUUCAGCUUCACACCCACCUUCCCUGAGUCCGGCGGGCCCCUGCUGCUGCCUGUCUGCCCUCUCCCCGCUGGCCGGCGUGAUGAGCGUGCGGGGCCCCUGGCCUCCCCGGUGCUCCUGGAAACGGGCCUGCCUCUCUCUCUCCCUCUCCCUCUGCCUCUGCCCCUGGCAUUACCAGUGCCCGUCCUUCGGGCUCAGACUCGGGCCCCUACCCAGCUGCCACCCCUGCUGCCUGCCACCCUGGCCCCUUGCCCGCCCACCAUGAAGAGGAAGCCGGGCCGGCCCCGGCGCUCCCCGCCCUCUGUGCUCUCCUUGGACGGGCCCUUGGUCCGGCCACCAGCAGGAGCUGCCCUUGGAAGGGACCUCCUGCUCCUGCCAGGCCAACCACAGGCCCCCGUCUUCCCCGGUACCCAUGAUCCACGGACAGUGACCCUGGACUUUCGGAACGCAGGAAUUCCAGCACCCCCACCACCCCUUCCCCCCCAGCCACCCCCACCCCCACCUCCACCACCUGUGGAGCCCGCCAAACUGCCCUUCAAGGAGCUAGACAACCAGUGGCCCUCUGAGGCCAUCCCACCAGGCCCCCGUGGGCGUGAGGAGAUCACAGAGGAAUACAUGGAGCUGACCAAGGUGCGAGGGCCCUGGCGCCGGCCACCUAAAAAGCGCCAUGAGGACUUGGUAGCAGCUUCAGCCUCCCCAGAGCUCUCACCCCCGCAGCCCUUCUUCCGACCCCGCUCAGAGUUUGAGGAGAUGACCAUCUUGUAUGACAUCUGGAAUGGUGGCAUUGAUGAGGAGGAUAUUCGCUUUCUGUGUGUCACCUAUGAGCGGCUACUGCAACAGGACAAUGGCAUGGACUGGCUCAAUGACACACUCUGGGUCUAUCAUCCUUCUACCAGCCUCUCUUCAGCUAAGAAAAAGAAGCGGGAUGAUGGCAUCCGUGAGCAUGUGACAGGUUGUGCGCGCAGCGAGGGCUUCUACACCAUUGACAAGAAGGACAAGCUUAGAUACCUCAACAGCAGCCGCGCCAGCACUGAUGAGCCUCCUGCAGACACCCAGGGCAUGAGCAUCCCGGCCCAGCCCCAUGCCUCCACUCGGGCUGGCUCAGAGCGGCGUUCAGAGCAGCGCCGCUUGCUGUCCUCCUUCACUGGCAGCUGUGACAGUGACCUGCUCAAGUUCAACCAGCUCAAGUUCCGGAAGAAAAAGCUCAAAUUCUGCAAGAGCCACAUUCACGACUGGGGCCUGUUUGCCAUGGAGCCCAUUGCAGCCGAUGAGAUGGUCAUCGAAUAUGUGGGCCAGAACAUCCGCCAGGUGAUUGCGGACAUGCGGGAGAAACGUUAUGAGGAUGAGGGCAUCGGUAGCAGCUACAUGUUCCGGGUGGACCAUGACACCAUCAUUGACGCCACCAAGUGCGGCAACUUCGCUCGCUUCAUUAACCACAGCUGCAAUCCUAACUGCUAUGCCAAGGUGAUCACGGUGGAGUCACAGAAGAAGAUUGUCAUCUACUCGAAGCAGCACAUCAAUGUGAACGAGGAGAUCACCUAUGACUACAAGUUCCCCAUUGAAGACGUCAAGAUCCCCUGCCUCUGUGGCUCAGAGAACUGCCGGGGGACCCUCAACUAGGCCCCGAUGCCAAAAUCAAUGGACGUCAGCUGCCGCCCGGGGCCCGGCCCCACCUCCCACCCCCAUUUCAGGUGCUGUCCUCUGCCCAGCGGCCAUGUCAGGGCCUGGCGCCCCCCAACACUACCCCCAGGACCCCCGCGGCUCCAACUCCCAGCGGGAAAGGGCUUCUCUGUCAUUCAGCUCAUGUCUCUUUCAUUUUUUAAAAAGUGCUCCUUUCAGGAUUUUUGUUUAACUCCAACGUUAAACUUCUCUCUGCCUCUCUGGCUCUCUCCUCCUGUCUCCAUCUCUCUCUGCC
Messenger RNA from Otolemur garnettii (small-eared galago), 6260 nucleotides. RefSeq names its product SET domain containing 1B (gene SETD1B). NCBI's taxonomy places the organism in Eukaryota, Metazoa, Chordata, Mammalia, Primates, Galagidae. Gene Ontology annotation, cellular component: Set1C/COMPASS complex. The record is from RefSeq and is a predicted model, not a curated record. Gene Ontology annotation, molecular function: RNA binding; protein binding; histone H3K4 methyltransferase activity.